AUCCUCAUCUGAGUAGUUGCACUGAAUAAAUCCGCCAAAUAAUCAUCGCAUUUUAUGCGUAUUUUCAACCGCAAUAGCAUAGGGCAUAGGCAUUGGCUGUGGUAAUACUCCGACCAGAUAUUAAGCAGCCGGAAAGGUAUCCGAGCGAUGACCAGAACGUAAGAGCGGCGGAUUCGCGAACCGGCCAUCCAUUUUCCACAUACUUGUUGUUUUUGCUGGGCGCUGCACUCGGUACUCGACAAAAUAUAUUUGCUUUUGCGGAUGUUUUUCGGCCGAAAGCAGCGUAUCAAAUCGCCGCGUCGACGAUUGCCAACAGCUCCAUUAGCUUACGCAAGCAGAACACCCUUGGAGGUGUUUUCGAUGACUGGCCACUGAGACCGGGGCGCAGAAGAUUGGUCUUUAAGACAGUUAGAAGAGUCACCCGGCAAACAUGCUGCUCCUCCUGUUGGUUUUCCUGACGGCCACAGCCACCUCGGCCGGGGAUUCCCUCCAACGCAUCCGUCGAGCCGUCAUUGACGUGGACAACGCAAAGGCGGUGCACAGCAUCAUUGACCUGGCCGAGUGCCAGGACCUCAAAAAGCUCUGCACGCACCACAAGUCCACUGACAACCUGUCCAUGCUGGAGUGCGCCCUGACGUUCAGCUCCAGCCAGUUGGAGGAGCUCCCGGAGGGCUGCCAACAUGCCCUCUGGCUGCAGCAGCGCCAGUUACAGCUGCCCGCCUGGAUGGAGAGCAGCUUCCUGCCCUCCUACUGUCCCGCCGAGAAGUCCAAGCUGGAGAGCUGUUUGAACGCCGUGCACCUGUGGAGCUGCCUGGAGCAGCAGCGGCUGAAGCUGCCGCAGAGCAACGCUUGCCACCAGCACCUGAGAAGGGCCUACGAAUCCUUGGGUCAGGACUACAGCGCCGUAGAUGAGUUCUACACCGCCUGCGGCGCUGUUGUGGAGGAGCACAAAUGCGGCCGGCUAAACAUUGACCAUCUGCCCUCCGUGCUGUCGCAGUUGGGCACAGUGCAAUGCCUCCAGUCGAGUGACGUGAAGUCUACCCUUGAACCCAUCUGCCAGGCUGCCAUCAACUCCAUUGAGCUGCAGCGCGGAAUGCUAGAGCUCUUUCGGGUCUGCCAAGAGGAUUUAACGUCCUUGUGUUCGCAGGAAAAGUCUGGCACUGCCGGAGGGUUUAAGUGCCUGGUGCGGCACAAGAACCAUCCUUCGAUGUCGCCCCAGUGCGCCUCGCAAAUUACUCUGAGGGAUCAGCAGAUGGGCCGCGACUAUCGCGUGUCCCACGGUCUGGCCAAAGCCUGCAAGGACGACAUUAAACUGUUCCACUGCCGACGUGGCGUCUCCGAAGACAAACAUGUCCGGUUGGCCCAGAUCCUGCUCUGCCUGGAGUCAGUGUCUAAGAACGGGACCAAACUGGCGCCCGCUUGUCUAACCGAGUUGACUGAUCACCGACGCAUGCUGAUGACGGACUAUCAGCUGUCACCGGAGCUUCUUAACGACUGUGCGGAUGAUAUACCCAAAUUCUGUCCGGAUGAACACAAGGCGCAGCUGGUGAAUGGCAUGACAAGUACUGGUGGCGAGAUCAUCCACUGCCUGCUGGAGCAUGUGAAAGCCAGGCGCCAACAGCGACGAGUAACGGCACAGUGCCAGCGGGGAUUGGAGACCCUUAUUAAGGCCAGUGAUGCAGGCGAGGAUUGGCGCGUAGAUCCGGUACUGCGACGGGCCUGCAAGCCAGUGGUGGACGUGGCCUGCAAGGAUGUGCAGGGAGGCGACGCCCGAGUCAUGAGCUGUCUGGUGGAGCAUAUUGGCACCCCCGUAAUGCUUCCUGAAUGCGAGCAGGCGCUUCUCAUUAUAGAAUACUUCGUGGCCCGAGACUUCAAGUUGGAUCCACAGCUGUACAAACACUGUCGCGAUGACGCAGUUAAGUACUGCCGAGCGAAGAAGCAGUGGGAUGAUGCGCAGAACAUACAAAUGGAUCCUGAACGGGGACCCAUGAUCCUGCCCUGCCUGCAUCGCAUGGCCUUCAGCGAGGACGAGCAUCAGACUUUGAGGAAGGAUUGCUUCAAAGAGGUUAAGCGUGUGAUGAGACAGCGCGCAAUAUCCAUGGACUUGAUUCCCGAGGUGGAAGAUUACUGCCUCAACGAUCUCUCGGCAUUCUGCUCUGACUGCACUGAAAAGGGCAGUGAAAUGGAGUGUCUGCAAAAGAACAUGGAUCAACUGCAGUCGGAGUGCAAAUCUGUGGUGGUGAAGUACACGGAGGAAGAGGCCGCUCACGUAGAACUGAAUCCCGUCAUUAUGAACGUAUGUGGAGAGGCCAUGCAGCAGCACUGCUCAGCCAUACUUAAGAGCGGAAAGGAUAAUGGCGAUAUGAUGGACUGUCUUAUAGCGCACAAAAACGACGCUGAUCUACGAAAGGAUCUCCGCUGUCGGGCCGCCAUCGAGCACUUCCAGAUCAUCUCGCUUAAGAGCUUUCACUUUACCACCAAGUUCAAGGAAGCGUGCAGACCGUACGUCCAGCGCUUCUGCACCUCUAGCGCCACCAAAAACGAGGUGGUGGCUUGCCUCAGCGAGGUUAUGCGCAACGACACGAUCAAGGCGCAACGUCAUCAGAUCCCCAAGGAGUGCCGUCAUCAGGUGAAGGCCCAACUGUACCAGCAGCGCGAGAGCAUUCAGCUGGACCCCAAGCUAGCCAACGCCUGUAAGCGUGAGCUGGAGCUGUUUUGCGAGGAGGAAAAGGGUCCCGGUCAGGUGAAUGAAAAAGCCUUGGAGUGCCUUAUAAGGAAGACGCCCAGUUUGGGCAAGCCCUGUCAUCAUGCGAUCUUCAUGGUAAAGAAGUCAGAGUUGGGCGACAGCGGGACUGACUACACCCUUCUCACGACGUGCAAGGAGAUGAUCUACAAGUUCUGCCCCAGCACUGAUUCAGGCAAACUUCUGGACUGCCUCAAGACGUACAAGGAUGACACGCAGUUCGAUCAGCGGUGUCACUUGGUGGUGGUUAAUCGCAUGAUCGAGCAGAAUACGGACUUCCGGUUCAAUCCAUCGCUGCAAAGCGCAUGCGGAAAAAACAUAGACCGGUAUUGCUCCAAUAUUGUGGCCAGUGCUCUGCCUAAUGAGGAACUAAAUGGAAAGGUCAUUCACUGUCUAAAAGACAAGUUCCGUCAGUCUGCGCUGGACGAACAAUGUGCGCAGGAGAUGAUCAAGAUCUUGCAAGAGCAGGCCCUCAACUACAAGUUAAAUCCCCUGCUGCAAGUGUUCUGCAAGUCGGAGAUCCAGGAGCUGUGCAAGGCAAACGUUGAUUCCGACGAGCACGGCCAGUUGGAGGAGUGCUUAAAGACGGCCUUCCUCCAAAAGCAGAUAAUCAACCGACAGUGUCAGAUGGAAGUGGCCACUCUGAUCGCCGAAGCCAAGGCAGACAUUCACGUGGAUCCCAUUCUGGAAACGGCCUGUACCGUAGAUCUGCUGCGAUACUGUUCUAAGGUGUCGGCUGGCAAUGGACGCAAACUGAGUUGCCUCAGAACACUGCUGAAGGAUACGCCAAACUCUCUGGAAGCGGACUGUCGCGAAAAGCUGCAACGGCGCAUCGAGAUGUUCCGGAAUGCGGACGACACGCUAGCGCUGCCCCCCGAGGAUAUGCAGCAGCUCGUGCAACAGGUGGUCGCCUCGCCUGCGCGCAAAUUCUUCCUUGUGAUAUUAAUGAGCGUCACGGGCCUGGUCUUCCUUAUCGGCAUCUUCCUGGGAAGGGCCACCAAACGUGCAAUGGGCUUGAAGAAUAAAUAAUUCAAAUAGUAGACUGUAGUGAUGCUGUGUAGGCGGAGUGUGCAUGUUCGUGAGCUUGUUGUUUUCCAUUUCGGCUGACCCAUGACCAGAAUCCGAUCCUUUCUUUCUCUCACCCUCCACCCUGCCUGCCUUUUAGAUAUUUGUGUAAGCAAUUUGUGGCUUAAUCGUUUGUAAGACCUUAAAUCAAGCGAAAAAGGAAACAAUAAAAUAUUCUAGUUCCAUUCUUAGGGCCUUCUUUGUUAUACCUUUUUUGUAACAAUUUCACCUGUAUAUUAAAUUGUAUUUUUGUAAACAAAA
Messenger RNA from Drosophila subpulchrella, 4069 nucleotides. It is a transcript of the gene Glg1, whose product is annotated as Golgi apparatus protein 1. The record is from RefSeq and is a predicted model, not a curated record. The transcript has 6 exons. The coding region runs from base 431 to 3772 and encodes 1113 amino acids. Gene Ontology annotation, cellular component: Golgi membrane. Gene Ontology annotation, molecular function: fibroblast growth factor binding. Lineage: Eukaryota; Metazoa; Arthropoda; Insecta; Diptera; Drosophilidae.